AUGUCGUAUCUUGAUGGCUUUAUAUACAAAAAGGCUCUUGACGCCUGUCGAGCGUCCAACUCUAGGCUAGCAAAGUAUCUGCCGCCUGAUGAUGCCUUGCUCUUGUCUGGUAAGGUAGAUGGAUAUGAGAUCAAACAUUUUGAUGCGACCGCCGUCGAACAAUUUAUUGAAGAGAGAUAUUGCGAGUCGACCAAUAGAUUAGAGCAGUCGAAGAGGCAAUGGCUUUCUGACGCUACCUACACCUUUGCUUCUCUUGCACAGCAGCUGGCGGAGAUUUUUGACCCGCUGGUACCUCAGAGUCCAGAGUACACGAUACCAUAUGGAUGCUUGAUGAUCAUAUUCAAGAUUUUGGUUGCAAAACAGGAGAAGAAAGAAAAGGUCAUCGCCGUCUUCGAAAGUCUUCGGCAAAAGCUACCGUUCCUGGGUUUAUAUGAUGUGCUGUUUCCGACUGAUCAAAUGAGAGCUCAGCUCGCUAAGACGUAUCUCGACGUCCUGGAUCUGAUUGUUUGCGUUACGGAAUACUGUGCCAUUGGUAGGAUAGCCAAGCUUGUGGAUGUAACGUCAUUGAAACCAAAGUAUGACUUCGAAGAGGGUCUCCAGAGGGUGGAGCAUUCAUACCGGACGUUAAAAGACCUCGCCGAGUCUGCAAGUCUAGCUGUGUUGAAGGACACACACGAGAUUUUGAAAGAUCAGUCCAGGAUGAUCGAUUCCAUUGCUGACCAGUCACGUUCUAUGGUCGCAAAUAUCUCAGCAUUGACUCAAGCGGUUGACACACUACAACUCGGUUACUCCAAGAUACACCAUGCACAGACAAGAAAUUGGAGCGAUAGUCUAAUCAACGCCAUUCUUCCUGACACGGAAACCGAAUGGGAGGAAUUGAUCAUGUGGCAGUCUCGUGAAUUUCGACUCUCACCGAAGGAACACUGGGAGGUAAACGGUAUGUUAGAUUACCUUCAAGAAUGGUAUCAACUUGAACCGGCCUCUAUCCUGGCAAUCUUUGGGCCUGCCGAAGAUCGCGAUACUUGGGUUACCGAGUUUUCGAUGGAUAUGAUUCAAGCUUUUCAAGUUCAGGAUGUGUUAGUGGCGUCUGCAAUGUGCGACCGACCAGCAGAUCAAAUAUUCACUCCGACGAUGGUGAUUAGGAAACUCAUAUGUCAGCUGCUGGAACAAAUGCCGGAGCUCACCAUCGAAGCCCCCGACAUAUUCAACCUCCGCGUCUUCCGGAAGACCAUAAAUUUCCACCAGGCGUGCCGUCUCUUCAGCUCAGUUGUCGCUAGGCUGACCACACCAUUUGCAAUCAUUGUUGACCGAAUAGACUGCUGCGAAGCAGACAUUGACGACAGUGAUCAGUCCCAAGACUUGGUUGGAUUUCUAUCAGAGGUCUUAGCAGAACACGAGAAGCGAGUCAAAAUCAUUAUCACAAGCGCAGAGGAGCCUCCUGAAGACGGAGACCUACCUUCCGAACUCGCCGUAAGCAUCUGCGCGAUUAAGACGAGAAAGCGACCUUUGCGCAAGGAAGGGUACUACGGAAGGACACGAAUCACAGGACGUGAACCUACAUUCUAUUUUGAGUUUCUGCGGAAUACGGACGACGAUUGGGAAGAACUAAGAGCUGUUGGAGCCGAGCAGUUGUACAAGUUAAGAUGGGUUUUGCAAAGGGCGCGGGUGCAAUGGGACAUAUACUGGGAUAAGGAAUUGAAACCGAGGACGGCGAGGGAGAAAAAGAUUUAUCGGUAUUUUCAUCUGGAGGCCGAGCCUACUUGGGGAAGAACCGUAGCGAACGGCCCUGAUGGUGUAACCUGGACGUACUACCGGUUCGGCCGCCACGUCAUGGCGUUUUCAAGUUCCGCAUGGUAG
Molecule: messenger RNA, 1857 nt
Organism: Cladophialophora bantiana CBS 173.52
Lineage: Eukaryota; Fungi; Ascomycota; Eurotiomycetes; Chaetothyriales; Herpotrichiellaceae
Exons: 5
Coding region: 1-1857 (618 amino acids)
Source: RefSeq, a predicted model, not a curated record